Messenger RNA from Drosophila melanogaster (fruit fly), 952 nucleotides. RefSeq lists its product as uncharacterized. The coding region runs from base 26 to 430 and encodes 134 amino acids. The record is from RefSeq and is marked reviewed. The transcript is spliced from 2 exons. NCBI's taxonomy places the organism in Eukaryota, Metazoa, Arthropoda, Insecta, Diptera, Drosophilidae.
CCGAGUAUUAUCGCCACAUUCAGAAAUGCGACUUUUUCCAGUUUACUUUGCUAUAAUCUUCCUGUUUCAAUAUGAUGUCUACUCCAUAUCGGAUAAUUUGAAAACCGAACUGCGAUCCUGGUUUGGAAAUAUAAAGCAACUGCACAAUCCGGCAACGCUCAACACUCUGAAAAUGCUGUGCGUUGUGGAAGUGAUGCGGGGCAGCAAACAUCGGAUAAAUGUUGGCAAUAUUGACAUUUUGAAUAAGAAUACUUUGGAAAACUUCAUCAAGCUGCCGAGCUUUAAAAUGCCGAACAUCACAAUUGUCAUCGUGGAAGACGAGUUGUCCAAGAUUGCGAGAAGCGGGAGUCAGUAUAAGGAACGGGAAAUGGAAAAGCUAGUUCAACAUUUUAAGGAAUGUAUACUUGCAAAACUUAAGGCACUAUCUUAGUUACAAGCUAAAAUUCUCUUUUGAAAGAAAUGUAUUUUUUGUGGUGUUUAUAAAAUUGUAAGAACUACUAAAGGGGGGAUUUUUUCCGUUAAAGUUUUUGUGUAGUUCCAAAUGAAUUAUAGGUCCAACAAAUUUUAGAAUAUUGAAUUUUGUAUCUUUUUUCACUAUCCUUAUCGAGCUAAAGUUUUUGUGAACAAAAUUUAGAAUACAAGCAAGAGACCACGACAGUUGGUUUGGAAAUUGGCAAAUAAAACUAGUAAAAUAAAAAAGUUCCUGACAUAUUCAUAAUUAUAAUUAUAUAUAUAAUUAUUUCGGCAUAUAGAUAAAAAUUGUUAAGGCUAAAGAAGAAAGAAAAAAAAACGACGUUCAUACGGACGGACAGUCAUUUGGACGGCCAGAAAGAUUCACCUAGUGAUCCUGAUCAAGAAUAUAAAUCAUUUAUAGGAUCAGAAACGCUAUAUUGUAUGUAAAAGAAAAAACGCGAUAAAUAUAUUUAUUGUUUUAUAUAGCAACAACUUAUAC